UCUUCAAAACCGCCACUUGUAAUUGCGGUUUGGGACUGGUGGUGCCCUGCAAGUCCCUGGCCUCUCCGCAACUUUUGCCAUGGGUUCUCUCAAAAGAAAAACCCUAGAUGGCUCCUCUGAAGAAGACCUCAACCCUUCUCUAAAACACCAGAAAGAUGGUAACUCUCCACCGCUCCUCUCAAACAAACCCGUAACUUGUCAUCAUGAUGUCUCGUACCCUGAAGGUUUUGUUCGUCGCAGAGGCCCGGAAAAGCCCUUGCCUUUGAAACCGGCAAAGGAAUUUCCCUUUGAGCUUGACCCGUUCCAGCUCGAGUCUAUCAAGUGCCUUGACAAUGGUGAAUCAGUCAUGGUAUCUGCACAUACUUCUGCUGGGAAGACUGUUGUUGCUUUAUAUGCCAUUGCCAUGGCUUUGCAAGACAAACAGCGCGUCAUCUACACAUCUCCAAUUAAGGCACUUAGUAACCAGAAAUUUAGAGAAUUCAAAGAAGAAUUCUCUGAUGUUGGUCUGAUGACUGGGGAUGUAACAAUUGAACCAAAUGCCUCUUGCUUGGUCAUGACUACCGAAAUUUGGCGUAGUAUGCAGUACAAGGGAUCCGAGAUUAUUCGGGAGGUAUCCUGGAUUAUUUUUGAUGAGGUGCAUUACAUGCGUGAUAGAGAAAGAGGGGUGGUUUGGGAAGAAAGCAUAGUCAUGGCUCCAAAGAACUCUCGUUUUGUGUUCCUUUCAGCAACAGUGCCUAAUGCCAAGGAAUUUGCGGAUUGGGUUGCAAAGGUACACCAGCAACCAUGUCAUAUAGUUUAUACAGAUUAUCGGCCUACCCCUCUCCAGCAUUAUAUCUUUCCUUCAGGGGGGACUGGUCUAUACUUGGUAGUAGAUGAGAACGGAAAAUUUCGAGAGGACAGCUUUCAAAAAGCUUUAAAUGCACUUGUUCCAGCCAGAGAAGGUGGGGAAAGGAAAAAGGAGAAUGGUAAGUGGCAAAAGGGAUUUUUAACACGUAAGGCUGGUGAAGAAAGCGACAUUUUCAAGAUGGUGAAAAUGAUAAUGCAACGACAGUAUGAUCCAGUGAUCCUCUUCAGCUUUAGCAAAAGGGAAUGUGAGCUUCUUGCAAUGCAGAUGGCUAAGAUGGACUUGUGUGAUGAAAAUGAGAAACAGCUGACAGAGAAUAUUUUUUGGAGUGCUAUGGAUCUUCUUUCAGAUGAUGAUAAGAAACUUCCUCAGGUAUCGAACAUACUACCCCUGCUUAAACGUGGUAUAGGUGUUCACCAUUCUGGGUUGCUACCAAUUUUAAAAGAGGUGAUUGAGAUACUCUUUCAAGAAGGCCUUAUCAAGUGCUUGUUUGCCACAGAAACCUUCAGUAUAGGUUUGAACAUGCCUGCGAAGACCGUUGUUUUCACUAAUGUGCGCAAAUUUGAUGGGGACAAGUUUAGAUGGCUUUCUAGUGGAGAAUAUAUACAGAUGAGUGGGCGUGCUGGUCGUCGUGGUCUUGAUGAACGUGGUAUUUGUAUUCUCAUGGUGGAUGAGAAAUUGGAACCAUCUACAGCUAAGACGAUGGUAAAAGGAAGUGCUGAUUGCUUGAACAGCGCCUUCCAUCUAAGUUACAAUAUGCUGUUGAAUCAAAUGCGUUGUGAAGAUGGUAAUCCUGAAAAUUUGCUGAGGAACUCUUUCUAUCAGUUCCAGUCUGACCGUGCUCUUCCUGAUCUUGAGAAACAAGUGAAGGUUCUUGAAGAGGAGAGAGACUCAAUUGUGAUUGAGGAGGAAGAGAAGUUGAAGGGCUAUUAUUCCCUUAUCCAGCAGUACAAGAGUUUAAAGAAAGACAUUAGGGAUAUUACCCUUUCUCCCAAGUAUUCUCUGCCCUUCAUGCAGCCUGGAAGGCUUGUGCGUAUCCAAUGCGCAAGGAGUGAUACAAGAGUCUCAUAUUUUUCUGUUGAGGACCAAGUUACAUGGGGUGUGAUUGUAAAUUUUGAGAGGGUGAUACAUUCGGCAGAUGGUCAUACGAAUUUAAAACCUGAGGAUGAUCAAUAUACAAUUGACGUUCUUACAAGGUGUGUUGCCAACAAGGAAGGAUCUGGCAAGAAAACUGUUAAAAUUGUUCCUUUAAAAGAGCCAGGGGAACCUCUUGUCGUGUCUAUACCCAUUACUCAGCUGGAUAGCUUUAGCUGUGCAUGUAUAGCAAAUAUGCCCAAGGAUCUUUUGCCUUUGGAAGCACGGGAACAUACCCUAAAGAAGAUAUCAGAAAUCCUUGCUAGGUUUCCUGAUGGAGUGCCUCUUUUGGACCCAAAAGAGGACAUGAAUGUUCACAGUAGUUCAUAUGAUAAGGCAGUUAGGCGAGUUGAGACCCUGGAGGGGUUAAUAGAGAAGCAUGAACUUACUACGUCUCCUCUUCUCCGACAAAAGCUUGCAGUUUUACAUGAGAAACAAGAACUGACAGCCAAAAUUAAGUUGACUCGAAAAGCAUUGCGGUCCUCCACAGCAUUAGCUUUCAAGGAUGAACUCAAAGCGCGGAAACGGGUUCUUCGAAGACUUGGUUAUGCGACGAGUGAUGAUGUGGUUGAGCUGAAGGGGAAGGUGGCAUGUGAGAUCAGCAGUGCCGAAGAGUUGACAUUGACUGAACUAAUGUUCAGUGGGGUGCUCAAGGAUGUGAGCGUGGAGCAGUUGGUGGCCCUUCUCUCGUGCUUUGUUUGGACCGAAAAGCUCAAGGACAUGCCGAAGCCCAGGGAAGAGCUUGAAAUGCUCUACUCUCAGCUCCAAGACACAGCCAGGAGAGUUGCCAAAGUCCAGCUGGAAUGCAAGAUUCAGAUCGAUGUGGAAGAUUUUGUUAAUUCAUUCCGGCCCGAUAUAAUGGAGGUGGUCUACGCAUGGGCAAAAGGCUCAAAAUUCUACGAGAUAAUGGAGAUAACGCAGGUGUUUGAGGGGAGCCUUAUAAGGGCAAUCAGAAGGCUUGAAGAGGUUUUGCAACAAUUGAUUGAAGCCACCAAAUCCAUCGGCGAAACCGAACUCGAGGCCAAGUUUGAGGAUGCAGUCUCCAAGAUCAAGCGCGAUAUUGUUUUCGCCGCAUCCUUGUAUUUGUAAUUUGUGAAGAGAGGGUGGGUGGCAAAGACGGAUCUGUUUUGAAGCAGCUGAACGUCGAGUUUUACAUUGUAUGCGUUGAGGAAAUGCCCGAGAUUUGGAAACUCUCUCUCUUAUUGUUAGUUUGACUGUAGGACUCACUCUCACAUUGGUAGUUCAGCUGUAGAACACACUCUCUCUAGCUAAGGAAAGGUUUUGGGGGAGAAAAUAUAGGUGGCAGGUACUAAACACAGUAUGUUCGUAAGUUCGUUAAAUUGAUAAAAUAUAAGCGUUGUAAACUGUUUUGGAUUCUUAUAUUACAAGUGGUGGAGUGGUAUCAUUGGGCUUAGAGAAACAAAUG
Molecule: messenger RNA, 3404 nt
Organism: Amborella trichopoda
Lineage: Eukaryota; Viridiplantae; Streptophyta; Magnoliopsida; Amborellales; Amborellaceae
Gene: MTR4
Product: RNA helicase, ATP-dependent, SK12/DOB1 protein
Biological process (GO): maturation of 5.8S rRNA; RNA catabolic process
Cellular component (GO): nucleus
Molecular function (GO): ATP binding; RNA binding; RNA helicase activity
Source: RefSeq, a predicted model, not a curated record